AUGUCCGAAACCGCUCCCGCUGAGAUGGCUGUGCCGGCUCCAGUGGAGAAGUCUCCAGCCAAGAAGAAGGCCACCAAGAAGGGGGCCAGCGCAGCGAAGCGCAAGGCCGCCGGGCCGCCGGUGUCCGAGCUCAUCACCAAGGCUGUGGCCGCCUCCAAGGAGCGCAACGGACUCUCCCUAGCCGCGCUCAAAAAGGCGCUGGCUGCCGGCGGGUACGACGUGGAAAAGAACAACAGCCGCAUCAAGCUGGGGCUGAAGAGCCUGGUGAGCAAGGGUACGCUGGUGCAGACCAAGGGCACCGGCGCCUCGGGCUCCUUCAAGCUCAACAAGAAGGCGGCUUCCGGGGAGGCCAAGCCCAAGGCCAAGAAGGCGGGCGGGGCUAAGCCGAAGAAGCCCGCGGGAGCCACUCCGAAAAAACCCAAGAAGGCUUCAGGCACCAAGAAGGUCGUUAAGAAGACCCCAAAGAAGGCCAAGAAGCCCGCGGGGGCUAACGUUAAGAAGGUAGCCAAGAGCCCGAAGAAAGCGAAGCCUGCCGCUAAGCCCAAAAAGACUGCAAAGAGCCCCGCAAAGCCGAAAGCUGUGAAGCCUAAAGCGGCUAAGCCUAAAGUUUCUAAACCCAAGGCCGCGAAGCCCAAGGCUACAAAGGCCAAGAAAGCGACCAAGAAGUAG
This is a messenger RNA of Octodon degus (degu), 669 nucleotides long. RefSeq names its product histone H1.5. Gene Ontology annotation, molecular function: structural constituent of chromatin; DNA binding. Lineage: Eukaryota; Metazoa; Chordata; Mammalia; Rodentia; Octodontidae. Gene Ontology annotation, cellular component: nucleosome. The transcript has a single exon. Bases 1 to 669 code for a protein of 222 amino acids. Gene Ontology annotation, biological process: nucleosome assembly. The record is from RefSeq and is a predicted model, not a curated record.